AAGCCACCACAGCCUCUGCUUGCAUGUCUCAUGUCGUCACCCAAGUAACAGGCCAGCUGUGUUCACUGUCAGACAUGUCCCAGGUCUUAUGUCUUGAGUGACACAUAGCUGACUGAGCCAUCGCUGCCCACUUAUUCCAAAGAAAAUUCUGGAAUGACUUUCCAAAGAAACUAAAAAUAAUUAGAGGGAGUCACUCAGGAACUUUGUGGAAGGAGCCUUCUCAGAAGCUGCACUGAGCCAGCUUACGGAAGUCUCUGUGUGGAAAGGAAGACUAUAAGAACUCAAUGUGACUAAUGUCCAGUCAAUCAGCCAUGUGACUGUCAUGUGACUUGUGCCAGGUCUUCUCUGAUCCUUGCUAUCUUAUUCUGAGUGAGUGUUAUGUUGGUGGGGAGGGAAAGGGGUGCGAUUCUGGUAGAAAGGCUCAAUUAAAAACUAGAUUUAGAGUGACUGUCUGCUUGUGGAGGGAAGUUAGAAACUGUGCCACAGGGAGUAGACCAAGUCAAAAGAGAGUCCUCCAGGCCUUGAUUCUGCCUGGGCACUGUGAGGGGCACCUAAAAGACACAAAAAUACUAAAGCGUAUAUGAAGUACAGGAAGGGGGAAGUAGGAAUAGGGUAAAGGGUCACUAGGCCAAGGCUUGGGACUGAAUGUGUUUCCUCAUAACCACCUUCCUCAUUCUGUAUGAAGUGUUUAGAGACAGACAACUUCAUUAUGUGAGAUUAUUAGAGAGACACAGUAACCAGCAUGGUGGGAGACAAAAGAGAUUGAGGAGGGAGAGGAAAGGAAUAGAGGAAAUACAGAGGAAAGAGGCAGAGUGAUAACAAGCCACUUACGAAGUAGAAUAGAGAAGAUAAGGCAUACGGUCAAGGUGGAAGAGGGGAGAACCAGCCCUGCCAAGGACUAGGGUGUGUCUCCCAGUCAAAACUAGGGGCCCAAGAGCCCUGUCAUGUUGUCAGUAACCAUAAGAGCGGAUCUUCUGCAACAUGGGAAAAAAAGAAGCCAUAUCAAUAAAGGAAGUUGCUGUCCACAAGGAGGUGGAGAUGGAGAGGUCCUGCCCAACUCAGUCCUCCACUUGAGAAGGUCUGAGCAUGGGUGUCACUUUACUCUGAUUCUCUCUGGACUCCUGAGCACCCCAGUGCGCCUAGACAGGGCAUUGAUGCCUUCCUGAUAGCCCUGCUGCUCUUCCUUCCUGGACAUAAUCUGGCCAUGGCUCAGAUUCUCCUUCUUUUGCUGUCGGCAACAUGUCUGCACACUGGAGGAUACACAAGAAAAAAUUACUUUGGGGUGAACCAACCAGCAGUCCUCUCUGGAGUCCAGGGUGGCUCCAUUGAGAUCCCCUUCUCCUUCUACUUCCCCUGGAAGUUGGCCAAGGAUCCACAGAUGAGCAUAGCCUGGAGAUGGAAAGAAGUCCAUGGGGAAUUCAUCUACCAGUCAACUCUAUCUUUCAUUCAUGAGCACUUCAAGGACCGGCUCAUCCUAAACUGGACACAGGGUCAGACAUUCGGAGUCCUCAGAAUCCUGAACUUGAAGGAGAAUGACCAGGCCACAUACUUCAGCCAAGUUUGCCUGCAAACAACAGAAGGCAUGAAGUGUUGGCAGUCUAUUCCUGGGACAAAACUCAUUGUUACACAUGAUCUCAGUACGACCAUGAGGACCCCCUCCAUCAUCACCUCUGCAGACCCCACAGCUGGCCUGGAGAACAUAAGGGGCCAAAGGAAUCCUUCACUGCUGAACCUGGGGGGCAUCAUUGGGAUGGUCGUGGCCAAAGUUGUAGUCAUCAUCCCCCUCUACGGAUGGAUGAUCUCUCUGUGGUGGAAGCAAAGGCCAGCAGAGUAACGCCUAAACCCCAGCCAGGCUCCGGAUGAGACAUCAUCCCUUCUUCCUCAACUAAGAGACCUCCCAGUGUUAGGAUCUCUCAACAGGGAGAUUAGUUUAUAUCAAAAUAGUUAUUGGUGACCACAUACCCUGCAUCCCACAACCUCCCAUGUGAUUCUCUCUGGGAAUCAGAAUUCUCAGAAUUCUUCAGAAUUCUGCUGUGAAAGAUCACCAUACUUGGAUAACCCCCACUUCUGCCACAUGGUCUCUGAAACCCUCUGCUUGAAACCAACUUCAUCUCAUAUGUCUCUGGGCCAGAGAGCCUGACUGUGCUCUUCAUUCUCUGCUCAUGGACUUAUUGACACUUUCAAUAAAUACCUCACUUCCCGCAAUCCAUCUCCAUGUCUCUCCUGAGCCCGCUCAUAACACAACUUAGAGAGUGGCACACUGUGUCUAGCAUGUGGGUCACUGGGAUAGAUAUAAGGACAAUAGUCUGCAUUGAAACCAACAGCCUGAUAAUCAAGGUUCACCUCUUCCUUACUCUCAGGAGGCUGACAUCUCAUCCAGAGCCCAACCCCCACCCCACAUGCUUCACAUCAAGUGUCAGACCAAGGCUUCCUUUCCUCACAAGCCCAACUGCAUGCACUCACAUUCUCAUUUCCUACCAUGUCGACAUUCUGGACUCUGGGUUCUCUCCUAGAAUAGGACAUUUGUCGCAAGUCCAAUCUGUCCUAACAUUUGAUAGUCAUCACAUCAACUUCUAAUAAAACCCUGUGGGGACACAGAAAACCAUCCAGAGUGACCCAGGAGGAAUGAAACCAGGCUUCUCAUGACAGAAGAAGUUCAUUGACAUACUCUAUACAGAUCUACCAAUGACACUGAGCCAUAAUUGAAAUGGCACAAAUACAGCUCCAGUUCACCAAUCACAAGGCUCAAUGAGUACCAUACAUGGGCCUUUUCUGAGUAAUUGGGGAAACUGUUUCCAAUCCCAUGAGGCAAGCUAGAGCUACUUGGGGUCAUGAAGAGGUCACCAAUACUCAUGUGGCUAAAGUGAAGCGCCCUGGAGCAGCUAUGAGGUAUCUACUGUUGUUGUGACUGCAUCCUAACACCCUAAGACUGAACACAGCAGCUCUCAUGAGUACAGGGACCUUAAAAGCAGGGAUGAUAUUUUCUCUGAGCAUUCCUGAAGGGUUGUCACAGCAGGAUGCCAUGAUGGAAGUCUGCCCAGCCGUUUCAAGGAGUCCAUUUGUCAGGUCCAUGUCGCAGGCAUCUGUACUCAGAGAAGGGGCCUUAAUCCACUUGCUCAAAUGUGACUUCUCAGGUCCUUUUUCAUUGCUCAAGAUGGAAAAACAAGAGACAAACCCAGAGCAAAGACAUAAAGAAACAACGUUCUCAACAACAUAGGUGCUUAAGCUCCAGUUGAAUACAUUUAGGCAGACUGUAUCUCUGAUGUACCAAAGGGAACAUUAUGGGGCAACUAGGAAGUAGACAUUGGUUUCUGCCCUGGUGACAAGUGUUUGGUAUGUGUGUUCCCUAGACUGAGCUGAUCGGUAAAAAAAAAGUACUAAAAGAAAUUGGGGAUCAAAACAUGCCUGUCAUCCCUACUAUUGACAGGUAGUGAUGGGAAGAUUGUCAAUUGGAAUACUGGUUCUUAACCUGUGGGUCAUUACAUCUUUGAAGUUUGAAGGACAUUUUCACAGGAGUCACAUUUCAGAUAUCCUGAAUAUCAGAUGUUUAUAUUAUGAUCAUAACUGUAGCAAAAUCACAGACAUAAAUUACCAAUAAAAUAAUUUUAUGGUUGGAGUCACCCCAACAUGAGGAAAUAUCACAGCAUUACAAAGCUUGAGAACCACUGAAUUGGAGGCUACUCUUGGUACCUCUUGAGUUUAGGCCAGCCUGGGUUGCAUGAGACUGUCUUCAAAUCAACAGCAAAGCUUAACAAAACUGAAAACAAUAAAGAGGGUCAUGGAUUGUCGCGCCCACCUCAGCCGGCAAGGAAGAUGCAACACCGUCGGAUUCUUCUCAACAGCCUUUAUUGCAGGACCACCUCAUUGCUGAUACGGGGACCUCAAGCAGCAAAGGCGCUCGCCUUAUAUAUACAACAGACUGGGGCUAUUCUAAUUUUCUUUCAGGGAUUGGCAGAGCACGAAUCACCCCACUAUCACCUCUGCUACUUGUCGGAGCAUGAACCACCCCAUUAGCAUGGUACCGCCCCAGCCAGAUUGACACCAGGUGCAAACCCGCACAUGCGCAGUACUGUUGUGUACCACAGGAGGGUGCCAGAUCACCUCAUUAUCCUAAGACUGCCCUGGCAAGGGGACAAGCCUGCGUAUACGCGAUAAGUUGUUUACAUCCAGACGGGACUGGAUGUCAGUGCCAUCUUUGUUUUACCGCGCAGCUCCCUACAUCUCCCCCCUUUAGUUUAAUAAAAUGACUGGACUAGA
This is a messenger RNA of Rattus norvegicus (Norway rat), 4257 nucleotides long. RefSeq names its product paired immunoglobulin-like type 2 receptor beta. Gene Ontology annotation, cellular component: membrane. The record is from RefSeq and is a predicted model, not a curated record. NCBI's taxonomy places the organism in Eukaryota, Metazoa, Chordata, Mammalia, Rodentia, Muridae.